Caenorhabditis remanei is the source of this 2280-nucleotide messenger RNA. RefSeq lists its product as uncharacterized. Gene Ontology annotation, molecular function: actin binding. The record is from RefSeq and is a predicted model, not a curated record. NCBI's taxonomy places the organism in Eukaryota, Metazoa, Nematoda, Chromadorea, Rhabditida, Rhabditidae. The transcript is spliced from 9 exons. The coding region runs from base 1 to 2280 and encodes 759 amino acids.
AUGUUUUCAGGACACCCCAUUCUUGAUGAAAUCAAGAAGGGGUUCAAACUUCGGCCAACCAAAACAGUCGACAAAUCAAAACCGAUUAUUUAUGCGGAAGGAGAGGAUGAAAAUGAGGUUGCUGUCACGAAAAGGGCACCUGCAUCCGGGAUUCUUCCACCAGGACAAGCGAUUCCAAAACCAUCUUUCAUCCCUCCUCCGAUUCCAAAUGGUUUCAUCCCUCCAUCAUUUGAAGGUGGAAUUCCACCCCCACCUCCAAUGUUUUCUGGAGGAAUCCCCCCGCCACCACCUAUGAUGGGCGGAAUUCCACCACCUCCUCCGAUGUUUGGAGCUCCUCCACCACCUCCACCACCAUCUGGAUUAGGUGUUGCUCCACAACCACCAAGACCAAAGACUCCUGUCAACCCAGCAUUAUCUAAAUUGGGAGGAAAAACGCCAGGAACUGUGGAUCGAGGAGAGUUUUUAAAAGGAAUUCAAGGAGGAUUCAAAUUGAAGAAAGCUGUUACAAAUGAUAAAUCGGGACUGAUUGUUGAUGAAGAAAUGAGAGAAAAGAGUGUGACUAUUGUUGAGGCUGCGCCUUCUUCAUAUAUAGCACCGGAACGAAGCCCCGCACGCCCGCAUUCAUCUCUCGGUUUUGGUUCAGAAGAUAAUCGAUUUAGGACUCCCGAACCACGAGACGAUUCACCUGAACAGCGUCUUGGACAAAGACGGCCGAUUGUAAUGAGACAGAAAGGAGCUCCGCCCCCACCACCACCUGAGUUUGGUUUCGAUUCGGAAAAGCAGAAAGUAACCUCCGAAGACAUCGAAAAAGAAAUCAAAAAAGGAUCGGUGGCAUCGAAAAUGGCUGCGUUGAUGGGAAAUAUGGGAUAUUCAGCUGAGAAAUGCGAACAGAUUGGAACUGGAACUCUGCCACGAGCAGCAUUCAGAAGAAGUCCGUUGAGAAGUUCAAUGAUGUCAUCAUCUUCAGAAGUAAAUAACAAUCAUGACAACGAUACUCCAAAACCAAAACCUGUAUCAAAGUGGCACGUUGACACCAAUUAUGGAUUAAAGUCUGCGUCGAGAUCAAAUGUACCAAUUGAAAAAGAAGAACGUGCAUCAUCUGUAAUGAGAGAUCGAAGCUCCUCUUGGUUGGAUUUAACGAGGCCAGCGACAGUGGAAAGGGCGAGAACUCAAUCGCCAAUUCCAUUGUGUGAACGAUUAGAAUUAGAUGAUAUGGACUUUGACCAGCUCGUUGAUGAAGUGGUAGCUCAAGAAGCAGCGAAAGCAGCUCGUGGUAUGGCUACUGAGAAGCCGCCAUCUCUUGAAAAGAAAAAAACAACAACAACGGCGAAAAAGAAAUCAAAACAACUACCGGAACCAAUUAGUGUGACGACUGAUUUCUGUACAACGGGAGCCAGAAGACCAUCAACAACUCCACAAAUUCAAGAGACACCACCAACACCUGCACAAAAGAAAACAUAUGGAUAUGCAUCAACAACUACAGUACCAACUAAUAAUUCAAAAGGAACUAAUACUUGGAGAUCUACAAGUCCAUCAGCUGUGGAACAAUCUGGAGGAAUGUCUCCAAUUUCAUCCAUGUCUUCAGCCUCAGCUCCGUCUCCAUCAUCCCUCUCAGCUGGCUCUGUUUCCCCAGAUUCAACGCCAAAGAAGAGAAUCGGAGCGAAUCCAAAUUUCGAGAAGGCAAAGGAGAAAUGGGGUGCCGUUCCAAAAGCGGACGACUCACCACCUCUAUCUCGUGGAUAUUUGAUGCGUGAGAGUAAAACACCGACACGCGAAGAAACGACUCCCGUUCGAGAAAAGACUCCAGUGAAGACAGAGGAACCGAAGAGCAAAAAGGUGACUUCAACAUCUUCUGCAUUGAACAAAACAAAGGAAAAAGAGAAGAGCCCACCGUGCUUCGCGGUGACCGCUGCCGAAGCAAAGGGCGCGGCGGCGGUUGCGAAAGAAAAGGGUCGAAAGAAGUCACUGAAGACAACGACAACAACCCCUUCUGUUCCCACACCCAUCACUACUUCCACAACCACAGCAACUAACAAACCUACUAGCACUUCCUCUACCAAACCAAAUUCCUCAUCCACUGAGCACUCCCCAUCCCCGAAUGCAACGCCAUCUCAAAAAAGAGAUAGUAUCGGUACUACUGAUGUUAAGAAGAAAACGCCAUAUGGACAGCCAACAACGGGAACAGUUGCUGAUCGUGCCAGUCGAUUCAAACAACAAUUACAAGCCGAUGAAGAUAAAGGAAAGAAACCGUGGCAGAAGGGAGAUACUAAGAACUACUGA